AGCACUUGGCUUGUGAAAAAUGCAAAGCAAUUGCUCGAUUCAAAUCGGCACCUUUUACCUCCAUCAUAAAAGGACCACACUUACUCGGUGCCCAAGAGACACCCAAACGGCCAAACCAUUUCUUAGAGCGGGAGCAGGGUAGUUCCAUACUCCAGUUUGCGAUAGCUGAGAGGCAGAGCGAAAGAAGAUGACUUCUUUACCUCAGCCCACGGUGUACUACCCCACCUCCGCCAACUCCGUCAUGCACGCGCAGCCGGCCACCGCCGCGUCCAAGGGCUCGUUCGGCCCGGUCUUCGCCGUGCUCGCAGUGAUCUCCUUCCUCGCCGUCGCCGCCUGUGUCGUCGGGCGGUUGUGCGGCCGCCGGCUCUCCAAGAAGUCCGCCGAUCAGGACUUCUACGGCUCCAACUCCGUCGGCGGCGACCUGGAGAAGGGCUUCGAGAUCAAGUACCCGGCGAUGAAGCCCGUGGCGAGCUCCCGCGCCGUGAUCCAUGACAUCGACGACGGCUUCGAGAUCAAGUUCGCGCCAGGGAAACCUGCAGCAUGGAAGAACGACAGCAAGGCUGACAACAAAGGGCAACAUCAUCAACCCCAGCUCGGCAUGCCGAAAGGCUACGCCGUGCCGAAAGAGUACGCAGGUUUUAGAUAUCCUGCAGAUGCUGUGGUCAGGCAGGGGCAAAUAAGGGGCGGUGUAUUCAUUCCUGCAAAGCCUAGUACAUGAUCAUAUAAGAAGCUUAGGUUCACAACUCGAUUGGUGUAUCGCAUAUGAUACGAUCUCUCGUCGUCCCUGGGCAAUAGCGUGUUCAUCUUCACUCUAGUUUCGGGGCGGUGUGUGCAAAGCUUGUACUACUAGUUCCAGGCACUCCAUAUUGUAUUUUGUACAUUAACCCAUUAAGCAGUGAAGAAUAUCUCAUU
Messenger RNA from Phragmites australis (common reed), 912 nucleotides. RefSeq lists its product as uncharacterized. The transcript has a single exon. The coding region runs from base 188 to 718 and encodes 176 amino acids. Lineage: Eukaryota; Viridiplantae; Streptophyta; Magnoliopsida; Poales; Poaceae. The record is from RefSeq and is a predicted model, not a curated record.